Messenger RNA from Cotesia glomerata, 2217 nucleotides. RefSeq lists its product as uncharacterized. Bases 1 to 2217 code for a protein of 738 amino acids. The transcript is spliced from 6 exons. The record is from RefSeq and is a predicted model, not a curated record. Lineage: Eukaryota; Metazoa; Arthropoda; Insecta; Hymenoptera; Braconidae.
AUGGAUGAUAAUGAUUUGUCAAACUAUGAGUCUGUUUACCAGAUUCCACUGCUAUCGAACGGCUCUUGUGAUAGUUCUAAAUUGAAAGCCGAAAGCAGUAUUAUUACUGAUAAGUCAGGAGUUGUCAUUGCACAACCGCGUUGGAAGAAAAAAUACUUUUGUAUUUAUUGUCACAAGUUAGUUGUUAAACUACCGAGACAUAUUGAGACUAAGCAUAAAGAUAUUGAAGAAGCGCAACAACUAAAAAAUACACCAAAAGGUACUCAAGAAAGAAAAAAAUUGAUCGAAAUUUAUAGAGACAAUGGUCGAACUUUGCACAAUACUAAUCCUAAGUAUACUGGAAAGUUAUUAGUUAGUCGUCGUCCAAAAUCAGAAAAUAAAUCUGCUGAAGAUUAUAUCACUUGUCCAAAGUGCCUUAAAACAGUGCUAAAACAAAUGGAGCACACUCAUAAAUUCCUUGGUCGCGACGUAGAAGGGCGUGUUCAUGCCAAUGCAAGAGAUACACUCAGUUUAGUGAUUUUUCCUGUAUUCCAAGAAGACGCAAUUGUACGCUUAAUAAGAUAUGACUGGUUAUUAGUUUUGUAUGGUAAUAAAUUGUGCAUAAAACAUACCGCACAUUACCAACAUAAUUUGAUUCGAGCUAAGUUACGACUUGUGGGACGUUUAUUAUUUGCAGCAAAAGAACUAAACCCUCUAGUAGAAGAUCUUGCGUCUAUUUUUGCACCGGAAUUCAUUGAUACGAUAGUAAAAGCUAUAGAAGUAGUUGCAAGAAUAAAUCGUUUGGAGAACGAUUGUGGUGCACCGUCUUCCGCUUUAAGCUUGGUAACUUACUUAAAGCAUAUUAGUAAAAUUUAUGAAAGUGAGCACGCGAAAAAGAAUUAUAAAGAAGGUUUAGACAGAGUUAUGAGAUUUAGAAAGGUUUACAAAAAUGAAAUGCCAGAUUCCAUAAAUCAAAUCGCCGGGGAGGCUCAAAGUAAGCUAAAAAGACAAAAAGUAGUUUUAUUACUAAUGACUGAAGAUAUUCAGAAGUUGAUUAAUUAUUUAAAAGCUGAAAGAAAAAAAUGUUUUAAAAUCUUGGAACAUUGCUUUAACUUGCGAGAAUGGUUGAAUGGUUUGAAAUUCGUAUCUGCCUAUAUUCUCGUUUUUAAUCGUAGAAGAGUAGGUGACAUCCAAAAUAUACUUUUAACUGAUUUAAAUAAGAUUGAGUGUAUUGAUAGAGAAGCUGAUCGAGAAGAAUUCAAUUUAUUGGAUGACACCGUAGCGGUAAUUGUGGGUGCUGAUAUACUUAAAGAAAUCAAUAUUAUAAUAAGACACCGUCUCAGCGCAAAUGUACCUCCGAAGAAUGAAUAUUUAUUCGGAUUACCGAAUAAUAUUGAUGACCGCGUAAGGGUGGUUAAUAUUUGCAAGGAAAUGAGAAUUUCGUCUAUUGAUUGUGGUGCAGAAAAGCCAGAAUUACUUCGCGGAACUGGAUUACGGAAACAUGUAACAACAAAAUGUAUUGAACUCGAGUUAAAUGACAAAGCCCUCGGAGAUGUUAUUAAUCAUCUAGGUCAUUCUGAAAAAAUACAUAAAGAUUUUUACUGGCAGCCAAUUAAGUCUAAAACAAUAGUCCAAGUGGCAAAAGUUUUGGAAGCUGUACAAGGUCCACUUGACAUUGAGGAAGAUGAGGAUAUCGUCGAUGAUGUUAGUGAUUUUAUUGUAAUUCCAGAUAUAGUAUGUGAAAAAGAGGCAAAUCGAGAUUUUCACGACUUCUCACAACCAUCCUGUUCAUAUGUUAUGAAAGAUUCUGAUUUGAACCAAUCUAGUUCUUCCACAAGCAAAUCAAUUCACGUCGAGUAUGAUUUGUGUAAUGAAGAUCACUUUUCUGGUGAAAAUACGGCAAAUCCUGAAAGUAAUAACUAUGAUUAUACUGAGAAACAUCAGAAGAAGCGCUGGACGCAAACAGAACUUGGUGUUGUUUUUUCGGCAUUCCAUCAUCAUUUGCAAGCUAAAACCUUACCAUCAUUGAACGACAUCGAUGAUCUUCAAGAAAAAUAUCCUUGUUUGCAAGGUCGGUCUAGAAAGUCAAUCAAGACCUGGGUCUCAAAUCAAAUAAAAGGGAAACCAAAAACAUCAACGAUGGCACUCAAAAUAAUUGGUAAUCAAACAGUACAGCUGGAUGUGACUAAAUAUUUGAAAAAGAGAGUUCAAACUCCAAUACAUAGUCAAAACUGUUAA